Messenger RNA from Penicillium subrubescens, 1302 nucleotides. RefSeq names its product putative cell cycle control protein (Cwf23). The record is from RefSeq and is a predicted model, not a curated record. Gene Ontology annotation, cellular component: spliceosomal complex. Bases 1 to 1302 code for a protein of 433 amino acids. The transcript has a single exon. Gene Ontology annotation, biological process: spliceosomal complex disassembly. NCBI's taxonomy places the organism in Eukaryota, Fungi, Ascomycota, Eurotiomycetes, Eurotiales, Aspergillaceae. Gene Ontology annotation, molecular function: nucleic acid binding.
AUGCCAGCUGACGACGACCUCAAGGCGCAUGCCGCCUCCAAAGAAGAUUUCUACGCGCUGCUAGAUCUCUCCCCUGCGGCCAAUGAAUCCGAGAUUCGGCGCGCCUACCGCCGUACGGCGCUGAAAUACCAUCCUGACAAGAUCUCCAACCCCACCGCCGCCGACAUCGACAAGUUCCACCUCCUUCAGAUCGCCAACGAUGUCCUCUCCGAUCCAGCAAUCCGACAGCUCUAUGACAAUGCGCGCGAGGCGCGUAUGCGCAAGCAGCGCGAGCGGGACCAGAUGGACGCCGCGAAGCGGAAGAUGCGCGAGGACCUCGAAGCACGAGAGCGUGCUGGCGCUGCGGCUCAGCAGGGUGUCAAACGGCCAUGGAUGCCAGGUGGCGAAGACGAUGCCGAGGCUAAGCUGCAGCGGGAGAUUGAGCGGAUCGCCGAGGAUGGGCGCCGUCGCCGCCGCGAGGCGACGGAUAAGCUGAAGCGGGAGCUAGAAGAAGAACAGAGGAAGAUGCAGGAGGAAGAGGAAGAGGCACGCAAAGCGGCGGACCGAAGUAGCCAGCGCGUUGACCGGUCCCGGGACGGCGGUACAAAUGUUUCGGAGCUCGAGCGCUCGGUGAAGGUCCGCUGGGUGCGAGAAGGCCGUGGCGCGGACUGGGAUGCGGAAUGGCUGAAGGCUCUGUGCGCGCCUUUUGGGGAGAUUGAAGGCACAUUCGUGCUGAAGGAUAAACGUGCCCGCGUGGAUGGGAAGAAAGGGAAGGUCACCUAUGGCACCGGCGUCGUGGUCUUCAAGUCGAUUGUCAGUGCACAGGCGGCUGUGUUGGAUAGUGACAAGAACAUCCGGCAAGCAGAGGGGGAUUGGGCUUUGGUGGACUCGGUUGCAUAUGCAUCGGGUCAAGCACCGGACUUGGGAUUCGGCACGAACGGCAAAGCUGAGGAGUCAACGCCGUUAGCGGACUCCCAAACACCCUCGUCCAGGCCCACUACCGAUACGACUGGUACAGCCUCUAAGCCAUCGUUGAAGCCAUCGUUCAACUUCCUUGGUGUGAAGCCUGAGUCACAACCAUCUGGAAAGGCGCCUUCAUUCGGCUCGUUCCCCUCCGCGGCCGGAAACCCUCCCCAGGCACCAUCUUUCAACCCUUCGGCAAAGGCAUCAACACCCAGUCUCCAAGAGAUUACUAUGAUGCGGCUCAAAAACGCACAGCGUGAGAAGGAGCGCAAAGCUCUCGAAGAAGAACUUGCCCGUGAAGACGAGGCUGCCGAUGCUGCAGAAGCUGCGGCGGAAAGAGCAAAGGCUAAUGGGACGUGA